Molecule: messenger RNA, 2121 nt
Organism: Condylura cristata (star-nosed mole)
Lineage: Eukaryota; Metazoa; Chordata; Mammalia; Eulipotyphla; Talpidae
Gene: FBXO43
Product: F-box protein 43
Exons: 6
Coding region: 1-2121 (706 amino acids)
Biological process (GO): regulation of mitotic nuclear division; negative regulation of meiotic nuclear division
Cellular component (GO): nucleus
Molecular function (GO): zinc ion binding
Source: RefSeq, a predicted model, not a curated record
AUGACAGCGCUGCAGUUUGCUGCAUCUUCUGGAAUCAAAUUUGAAACUCACACAACUUCGACGUCUAAAAGCUCAAGAUUUACUGAUGAAACAGAGCUUUUGAAGAUGUCAGAGAGGUGUUCAGGCCCAGCUUGCACUGGAGAAGGAAAUGACCUGGACUCUUCUACUGUCAAUUUCAAGUACUGUAGAGAUUUUUGUUCUACAUCUUCAUUUCAAGAGAGUGACUACAGGGAGUUGUUAAAAUCUUACAGUUUUGAUAAUACAAAUAAAGAAUUUUUGGGAAAGAAGGAAAGAGGCUCAACAUUAAUUUAUGAACAUUCUGAAACUUCCAGUCUGGGCUUAACAUAUCCUUUAGAGUCUUCCAGUCAAAAAACCCAAUUUGUCUUCCCAAGGAAGGAAAGCGAUAAAACCCCAGAACUUUGUGAAACUCCUAAAGUCAGAGGGAAAAAGUUUUUACUGCGCAGAAGGUUGGAUAUAUCUUUCUCUCUUCUAACAGAGGACUUUGAAUCACAAAAUAGUUAUCCAGAAAGUAGCAUAAGUCAUGUACUCCACUUAGAAAAAAAUACACCAAGCAGUACUUCAGGUUCUCCAAGGCAAAGUAAUUUUAGUCCUUUAGUUACUGGUACUUUGAAAAUAGAAGCAGCGACUUCCAGCAGUCAAAAAUUGAGACUUAAUUUUUCUCAGCAGAAGACUUCCACAGUUGAUGAUCCCAAAGAUGACUGUAGCCUUUUUGAAGUUGAAUGUAUAUCUCCUAUUCAGGGCAAUAGUUUUAAAGAUUCUAUCACACAUGACUUUAGUGAUAGUCUGUGUGUUAACAAUGAGAAUACGUAUCCUGAACUCCUGGACUCCUAUGUUAGUGGAACUACCUGUGGAACAGAUGAGGACAUAUUUGUGACUCCAAUAAGUAAUCUUGUAGCCAACAUUAAAUUUAAUGCUAGUGAAAGUCUUUCUCCCUCAAAUGAAGUAAGAACUGGUAUUUCAACACCCGAAGACAGUGGUUUUAACUCACUUUGCUUGGAUAAAUCAGAAGAUUUCCUCUCUGACCAGGAGAGUUCUUUUCAAGAACUAUCUCAGAAACAUAAGGGCACUUUCAAAGUGGGGAAUACCAUAAAAAAGUCAAGGCGUCUUGGAAGAUGGAGAAGACUGUCCACACUUCGAGAGCAAGGCUCACAAUCUGAGACAGAGGAGGAAAAGCAGGUCAUUCACUCUGACCUUGAAGCAACACCAGCAGCUGCCUCAGACAGCUCAGAGAGUCAACUGAGUAGUGAUAAGAGUGAGGAUUUUAUUUUAGGCUUUAAGAAUUUAUCAAAAACUCCAGCCUUGCAAUUAGUGCAUGAACUCUUUAUGAAAAGCAAAAGGAAAAGAUUACAACAAAAUGGUGCACAUGAAUUCUUAGAAGAAAGGGACGGGGGGAAAAUAGCUGUAUUGCAAUGUGUACUUGCAGGACUCAUUGGCAAGAAAAUGGGCAUAGAGAAACUGGAUAUCUUAACAGAAUUAAAAUAUAGAAACUUAAAGCAUGUUCUUGCAAUGGUUUUAGAUUCCUUGACUGCAGAAAGUUUAUGCAGUGUUUGGAAGGUGAGCAGAAAUUGGCGUGAAAUUAUUAUUCAAGAUAAAAAAGCAAAUAAGAAGAGGAAAUUAUAUAUGACACAACUGAAAACAGAUUUUGAGGGACCUAUAUUAAAUGUUGAGGAUGCUGCUACUCGGCUCCAUCUUUUAAAUCGAUCAGCUUUAAGAUCUGUGCAAGCUCAGGCUAGGACCCCAGGUUCUCAGAAAGAACAAGUUUCAACAUUUUCUCCUUGGGGGGAAGUUUUGACGCCUAUUGCAAGCUCUUCUGUUACCCACUUAAGUAGCAAACAGGAAGCAUAUGUGAAGGUUGCCAAAACACUUUUUAUUGAUGAAGCAUUAAAACCUUGCCCACGUUGCCAGUCCCCUGCUAAAUACCAGCCAUAUAAGAAAAGGGGACUGUGCAGCCGCACAGCCUGUGGCUUUGACUUUUGUGCAUUAUGUUUGUGUGCUUACCAUGGGUCUGAAGAAUGUAGUAGAGCAGCAGCAAAGCCAAGAAAUAGAAAAGAUGCUCUUCCAGGAAGUGCCCAGAGUAAGCAGAAUUUAAAACGCCUUUAA